UCAUUAAUUUCCAUUUUCCCAAUUCUGAGAAAUUGUUUCCCAUCUGAAUUAAAAAAAAAAAUCCAAUUUCUGCUUCUCGUGAGAUGAAGAUCGAGGAAUUGGAUAACCCCGAGAAUGAUCGGGGAAACGACGGCGUUAAGCAACUGCAGAUAGUUAAAGCCGACGACGCAAAGAGAGUUCUAGUCGGAGCAGGUGCUCGGAUCCUGUUUUACCCGACCCUUUUAUACAAUGUUUUCAGAAACAAAUUCCAAUCUGAAUUCAGAUGGUGGGACGAAGUUGACCAGUUUCUUUUGCUGGGAGCGGUCCCGUUUCCGAAGGAUGUUCGACGGUUGAAGCAAUUGGGCGUUGAUGGUGUGAUCACUCUCAAUGAACCUUUUGAAACUCUGGUUUCCACUUCUUUAUAUCGUGCUCAUGGGAUUGAUCAUCUAGUAAUUCCAACGAGAGAUUAUUUAUUUGCUCCUUCGAUUUCCGAUAUAAGCAAAGCUGUGAGCUUCAUUCAUAAGAAUGCAUCUUGUGGUAGAGCCACCUAUGUACAUUGUAAAGCUGGACGAGGAAGAAGUACCACCAUUGUUCUUUGCUACUUGGUAGAGCAUAAGCACAUGACACCCGCAGGUGCUCUUGAAUAUGUUCAGUCUCGAAGGCCUAGAGUUUUGCUUGCCCCCUGUCAAUGGAAGGCAGUUUUGGAGUACAGCAGGCAUCAACAGCCAGCUACAAGAAACUCACCAUCAGCGGAUGCAGUUAUGAUUACAAAAGCAGAUCUUGAAGGCUAUCAUAGUACUUUUGAUAAUAUCAGUGGGAAGGAGCUUGUGGUUAUGCCCAGAAUGGUGAGAGCCAGGCCCAUUAUAGCUAGACUAUCGUGCUUUUUUGCAUCAUUAAAAGUUUCUGGUGUUUCUGGAUCUGUGAGUGGGAGGCUAUCUGAAGCACGCGCUUGCUGAGUCUUUUGUUCCUUCACCAACACUGUUGAACGUUGCUUGUACAGUAAAUGGAAACAAGUAUGGAUUAUAAAAUAUCAGUUCCAGUUAGUGUGAAACAGAAAGAAACCCAUAAAACCAAGAAAGCUAGAUGUGUAUAAGAUGCGUAUCGAUGAUACAUCCCCUGCACUAUCUUAUAUAUCCAUCUAUACAUCAUGCAUUAAUGGUAA
Hibiscus syriacus is the source of this 1141-nucleotide messenger RNA. RefSeq names its product phosphatidylglycerophosphate phosphatase PTPMT1-like. Gene Ontology annotation, molecular function: protein tyrosine/serine/threonine phosphatase activity; phosphatidylinositol-4,5-bisphosphate 5-phosphatase activity. NCBI's taxonomy places the organism in Eukaryota, Viridiplantae, Streptophyta, Magnoliopsida, Malvales, Malvaceae. Gene Ontology annotation, biological process: protein dephosphorylation. The record is from RefSeq and is a predicted model, not a curated record. Bases 84 to 935 code for a protein of 283 amino acids. The transcript has 6 exons.